GUACCAAGUUUCAUCAACAUACUAUCUUAUUUUACUAAAAUUAUCGCUUGAACGGACUAACGAAUGGACAGACAGUCAAUCAGAAUUCAGUUCAUCUCAUCAUUCGGAUAAGUUAUAGUUACAUAUAUACAGAUAUAUGUAUGUAUACCUCUACAUCUACCUCGAUUAGUUUUAGCCGCUACGAACAGCCGUUAGGUAAACAAAACUUUGCAGCAAUAUGUUGCGAGAGAAAAUAACGGUCUGCUCUUUUAUCUAUCGGAAUUUACUAAAUACUACAAUAGUUGUAAUCGCCCCAUUAUAGUAAACUUCCUAUUCUCAAUAGUAUAAAACAACAGUUUCGUAUUUCUUUUCUAAUCAUUCGAUAAAAAUUUCCGAAGCCAUUCACUGGAAAAUAUUAAAAUUAUACUUGAAUUAUUAUUAUUAUAUAAUUUUUUCUUUUUUCUUUGCAAAUCAUUCCUCCUGUUCAAUACCAAACCUCAGAAUCUAGGAUUGUAACGAAAAAACAUAAAACCAAUAUGUGGGAGGAGCUCGCUAGCUAUAAAAAUCAUUUCCUCCAACUCGAGGUGGAGCACAUGAAGAGGGAAACUAUAAACGAUUUGGUUACCAAAGAAUACUAUAAGGUAAAAUCAAAACGUUGUCGUUGUAAGUGUCCGAACGAUGAUAAUUGCUCAAGUUCGGCCUAUUUUCGUGACCAUGCCGCGUUAGCAUAUGGCUUUCAAUGUAUUGAAAAAUUGACUUACGAUAUGUGUAGUGAUGAUCCGCUGCUCAGAUGGCAGGCUGUGAAUUCAUUAACCGAGAUAAUACUCAAUCCGUGGCAGGCAGAACGUGCCAUCAUUCAAUUCGAUUUGGUGAGAAAGUGUAAAAAUAUGUUCUUCCGCUUACAAAAUGGAUAUCUCAAGGAAUUCUUCAAUGAACACAGACAAUUAAUGAAAAUAUUUUACUUAGUUUCGAGCUACCUAAAUGGUGCUCAUGCCAUUGUUGGGCGCUUACAUUUGGUUGAAGAAUUCUAUUCGAUUAUCUAUAAUCAUGGGAAUACACGCUAUCUGGCUUGCAAGAUACUACGAAACUUGACUGAAAAAACAGAGAUACUGCUCUUUCUCCUCAAUGAAACAUCAUCAUUUCAAAAUCUCUCAAUUAUUUUCAAUGCUGACCCAUGCACGCCCUUCUAUCCCUAUGCAUUGUGGGAGCAUCUUUCCCAUUUCUUGGAAAUCGCACCGAAGUUGGCCAUAAAAGCCGGUUUCUUUGAACUAUUAUAUGAACGCAUAAAGAAUAAAACGCUCUUCUAUCAUGAGCUUUGCAUGAAAUGCUUUGCCAUGCUCUUACGCUGUGAGGAGGGUCAGCAGUGUUUCGAUAAGAUUGAUGGCGUAAAAUUGUUGUAUGACAUAAUCGCGGAUGAGCAGAAACAAUUGGAUAACUAUGAAUAUGUGAUGUUGGCUUUGCAGCACGGUUUAGUGAGCAAUCGUUCGUUAUGGCGUUGUCGUGAGUUUACCCAUCUGCCGAACCGUGUUAUCGAGUUAGCCAAGGUGGAGAAUAGAAACUUGCAAUUGGAAUGCUUCAAGUCUCUUCGUCUCCUAUCCGCCAUGCCAUGCGUAAAGGCUUACAUACUGCAUGGUUGCAUGUCCGGUUUGAUGUCAAUCAAGUGUUUGAAUGAACAGAAUGAGUGCACUCGUGAUUCGUUGGCUGAAUGGUUGAAUCGUGACAUUUGUGAUUCGAGUGAAAUGUGAUUUUUUAAAUUCAGUUUGUAGUUUUAAAAUUCAGCAAUGUUUUUAAAACUAAUUUUGAAUAAAAAAAAAAAAAUGUUUGUCAUUAUAUGUUAAGAAUA
Molecule: messenger RNA, 1822 nt
Organism: Bactrocera oleae (olive fruit fly)
Lineage: Eukaryota; Metazoa; Arthropoda; Insecta; Diptera; Tephritidae
Source: RefSeq, a predicted model, not a curated record